UCGACCCACCCGGCGCAGAUCAUUUCGGCGGUUCCAUUGUUUCCCGUAGAAGAAAGCUCUGAUUUCAGAUUCGACGCUUUCAUCUCUUUCCCCUCACCUUCGGGCAGGGAUGUACAAUAAUAACAUGGGACCUCAACCAGGGAUGCCAAGACCUCCUGGAAACCCUCAGCCUGGUCCGUUUGGGAAUCCCUUCACUGGACCUGCCUCUGGUUUUAUCCGUGGCGGUUUGGGUGCCUACGGGGAGAGGAUUCUUGGAUCAAGCUCUGAGUAUGUGCAGAGCAAUAUUACUCGUUACUUCUCUGAUCCCCAAUACUACUUCCAAGUGAAUGACCAGUAUGUUAGGAACAAACUCAAGGUUGUUCUCUUUCCUUUCCUUCACCGGGGACACUGGGCUAGAAUCUCUGAACCUGUUGGGGGCAGGCUCUCAUACAAGCCUCCCAUCUAUGAUAUCAAUGCGCCAGACUUGUACAUUCCCUUUAUGGCAUUUGGUACGUACGUUGUUCUUGCUGGCCUUUCACUGGGACUUGACGGAAAGUUUUCACCGGAAGCUUUGAAUUGGCUGUUUGUGAAAGGAUUGGUUGGUUGGUUUUUGCAAGUGAUGCUCUUGAAAGUAACGCUUCUAUCACUUGGUAGCGCAGAGGCGCCUUUGCUAGACAUUGCGGCUUAUGGAGGCUAUGCUUUUGCGGGUCUAUGCCUUGCCGGUUUUGCUAAGAUCAUGUGGGGAUACUCGUAUUAUGCGCUGAUGCCAUGCACGUGUUUAUGCACUGGGGUUUUCUUGGUGAAGACGAUGAAACGUGUUCUGUUUGCUGAGGUUAGGAGUUACGAUUCAAGCAGACAUCAUUACCUCCUCCUGUUUUUGGCCUUGGUCCAGUUCCCUCUUUUGAUAUGGCUUGGUAACAUCAGUGUUAAUUGGCUUUUCUGAAAAGUGUUUUUUUUUUUGUUUUUCCAAUAAACGAUUUUUGUUGUGAAUUCUUCUUAUUGGUACUUCGUAGCAGAAGUUUGAACAUUCUUGACAUUGUAUGUGGUGAAGAAAAUGUUAUUCUUCAACAUCAUUGUAUUAGUCUCUUUC
Brassica oleracea var. oleracea is the source of this 1069-nucleotide messenger RNA. Its product is annotated as protein YIF1B. Lineage: Eukaryota; Viridiplantae; Streptophyta; Magnoliopsida; Brassicales; Brassicaceae. Gene Ontology annotation, cellular component: endoplasmic reticulum-Golgi intermediate compartment; Golgi membrane; endoplasmic reticulum membrane. Bases 110 to 922 code for a protein of 270 amino acids. The record is from RefSeq and is a predicted model, not a curated record. Gene Ontology annotation, biological process: endoplasmic reticulum to Golgi vesicle-mediated transport. The transcript is spliced from 5 exons.